Molecule: messenger RNA, 2173 nt
Organism: Notothenia coriiceps (black rockcod)
Lineage: Eukaryota; Metazoa; Chordata; Actinopteri; Perciformes; Nototheniidae
Gene: cnga2b
Product: cyclic nucleotide gated channel subunit alpha 2b
Exons: 6
Coding region: 1-2067 (688 amino acids)
Biological process (GO): monoatomic cation transmembrane transport
Cellular component (GO): plasma membrane; intracellular cyclic nucleotide activated cation channel complex
Molecular function (GO): intracellularly cAMP-activated cation channel activity; intracellularly cGMP-activated cation channel activity; cGMP binding
Source: RefSeq, a predicted model, not a curated record
AUGACGGGCCACACAGCGGAGAGAGACCUGUCCCCACACAAUCUGUCAGUGAAGACCACCUUGGAGGAGGAGAUCGGGAGAGCCGAGAGCAUUCUGAGCAGGGUGCCGUCUGUGUGUGAUGACACAUCCUCAGAGCUACAAAGAGUCGCCGCUCUCGAUCCUCAUGGACGCAAUUCCAUAAAUUCAUUUCAAAGGAAUGGAGCCAUGUCAAGGCUGGUGAGCCUGGUGGUGAGGCUGAGGGAAUGGGCCCACAGGGGCAUGCUGGAGGAGGAGCGUCCAGACUCCUUCCUGGAGCGCUUUCGUGGCCCUGAGCUGAGAAUGCCCCCCAGUCGCAUCAGCAACACACAACCAGACGCUAAUGGCAACAAUCCCAAAGGGAUCUUUAGGAAAAAGUGGAAUUUGUUUGUGGUGUCCCCAUCCGAUAACGCCUACUACCGGUGGUUAUCUGUUAUCGCCGUAGCGGUGCUCUACAAUUGGUUCAUCGUUGUGGCGAGGGCAUGCUUUGAGAAGUUACAGGUGGGCAACUACAUCUGCUGGCUGGUGUUGGACUACCUCUCUGACUUUGUGUACAUCAUGGACACAUGCGUCCGACUUCGCACAGGGUUCCUGGAACAAGGUUUGCUGGUGAAGGAUCCCGCUAAGCUUCGAGACAGCUACGUCAGGACUUUACAGUUCAAACUUGACGUAGUGUCCAUCCUGCCCACUGACCUGGCGUACAUCUCCACCGGCAUCCACACGCCACAGCUCAGGUUCAACCGCCUGCUUCGCUUCCCACGCAUGUUUGAAUUCUUUGACCGCACUGAGACACGCACCAACUACCCCAACAUGUUCCGUAUCGGCAACCUGGUACUUUACAUCCUGGUCAUCAUCCACUGGAACGCCUGCAUCUACUACGCUAUAUCCAACUCUUUGGGAUUUGGAUCGGACACUUGGGUGUUUCCAAACAUUUCCAAACCUGAGUAUGCCUCCUUGACUCGGAGUUAUGUCUACUGCCUGUACUGGUCAACUCUCACUCUUACCACCAUUGGAGAAAUGCCUGCUCCUGUGCGGGACGAGGAGUACCUGUUUGUGGUUUUUGACUUUCUCGUUGGGGUGCUGAUCUUUGCCACAAUUGUGGGAAAUGUUGGCUCCAUGAUUUCCAACAUGAAUGCCACACGUGCCGAGUUUCAAGCUCGGAUCGACGCCAUCAAACACUACAUGCACUUCCGCAGAGUCAGUAAAGAACUGGAGACACGCGUCAUUAAGUGGUUCGACUACCUCUGGACCAACCAGAAAGCAGUAGACGAGCAGGAGGUGCUGAAGAAUUUGCCAAACAAACUGCGUGCUGAGAUAGCGAUUAAUGUACACCUGGAGACACUAAAGAAAGUCCGCAUUUUUCAAGACUGUGAGGCAGGCUUGCUGGUGGAGCUUGUGCUAAAGCUACGCCCUCAGGUCUUUAGUCCAGGGGACUACAUCUGCAGAAAAGGGGACAUCGGGAAAGAGAUGUAUAUCAUAAAAGAGGGGAAGCUGGCUGUGGUGGGAGAUGACGGGGUCACACAGUAUGCUCUCCUCACCGCUGGCAGCUGCUUCGGGGAAAUCAGCAUUCUGAACAUAAAAGGUAGUAAGAUGGGAAAUCGUCGGACAGCCAACAUUCGCAGCUUGGGUUACUCGGAUCUCUUCUGCCUCUCUAAGGACGAUUUGAUGGAGGCAGUGACCGAGUAUCCAGAUGCUAAGACUGUGCUGGAGGACAGGGGCCGGGAGAUCCUGCUGAAGGAGGGUCUGCUGGAUGAGACAGAGGAGGGCGGCGGGCUGCAGAAGGAGGACACAGAGGAGAAGGUGGAGAGGCUGGAGUCCUCUCUGGACACGCUUCAGACUCGCUUUGCCCGUCUGCUCAGCGAGUACAAACACACUCAGCAGCGGAUGAAGCAGCGCAUCACCCUGCUGGAGCGCCAGCUGAAUCAGACAGACUGCGGCGCAGAUGCGAGCGAUGACAUGUGUGCAGAGACAGAGCCUGGUGCCCACACAGAGGGGUCUCCGCAUCGGAGCACUGUGCAAACGGAGGACCAAAAGAGCCCAACAAAACACUGAACACAGAAAUAAGGAUAUUUUAGUUUGUUACUUACAUUGUGAGAAUGGUUUAUUGGUUAGCUGUGUGUAAAGGGAUGUCUGCAUGUCAAUAAACAUACAAAGAAAG